CUAAAAUUAUUGAAUACCUGCGCCCAGGCAAUUUUGCUUGCGAAUACCUUACGGUGCAAGAGAUAACUAAGUCAAUAGAAGAAUUGAGUGAAGAGAACCUGAGUGAAUCUGUUGAAGAAGAUUCUGAUGAAGAUGAUUGUCAUAAGUUAGGUGUUAUUGUUGAUGGCAAAUAG
Molecule: messenger RNA, 173 nt
Organism: Racocetra persica
Lineage: Eukaryota; Fungi; Glomeromycota; Glomeromycetes; Diversisporales; Gigasporaceae
Source: the annotation of a GenBank genome assembly